CUACACUGUUAUAACUGGACAAAUUAUUGUCAUUGAAUCAUAACGCAAUUAUCAGGAACGUGAGGAAACGGGAAUAUCCUCGGAGAAAGUGUCAAUGUUCUUAAGUUAGAGUUUACCGGAACUUAAUAAUUCCAGGCGAAAUGGUUAUAGAUGGGAAUCUGAAAGUUAACGAUAUUACUGGACACAAGCACAUUGUUUCUAUGAGUAGCGUUCCAGUCUCUUUGCUUUACGGCAGUACUCACGCGCAGUUCAUUGAUCCUGACUAUUGGUGGUAGGAGAAUGUGGAUAGGCACUGAUUGUUGGUUGUCGUUUGUAGGAUUACCGGGUAGUACAAAAGGAGACGCGUUUAUGAGACUAAGUAUAUAUUGUUUUUACCAGUGAUGAGACCAUGUGUGUCAAUCAUUCAUUAUUACGCAGUAAACCUAAUGGUGUAUAGGGUGUUUCGUUGCUUCGGAUGCCAUUUUUAGGAAUUGUUUUGUUGCCUUUGUUCGGCAAACUUUUUAUUUUGGUUUGACUAUGAUGACUCUAUGUAAGUCGCUGGAAUCCCUAGCGUCAUCACGUCAAAGUCUCGCGACAUCCGUCGAGAAUCAGGAAUCUCCCUACCUUAUUCGAAAAGUCAGUGGGGAUCGUAGGUCGGUUCGUCCGGGAGCACCGUCUGAGCCCAACGAGUACAACUUCAAUUAUCACAAACGUGGCCUUUUUAUCAUCAUCAACAACAAAAACUUUCACCCGUCCACAGGUAAGGAACCACGUGAUGGAACUGACGCAGACGCAGAGAGGUUAGAAGAACGGUUCCAGGACCUCGGGUUCGAUGUCCGGCGAUAUAACGAUGUCUCCUCGUCCAAAUUACUGCAGCUCAUGAACGAAGCUGCUCAGCUCGACCACUCUGAUUCCGACUGCUUUGGCUGUGCUAUCCUUAGCUACGGAAUCGAGGGCCGAGUGUAUGCCACUGACGGAAUGCUGCCUUUGGAUGUCCUCAUCGUCCCUUUCAAAGGAGACAAGUGUCCUAUGCUGGUUGGAAAACCUAAACUUUUCUUUUUACAAUCCUGUCGGUGUUCAAAUCUGGAACAAUCAGCUGAGGAUACGGUGUCGUAUAAAAGCUUUCUCUCCGAGGAGUCUGAGCGGAGUUUUUCCGGAAUGAGGCGAAUCCCGGUGGAAGCUGAUUUCCUUUUCUUUUAUUCCACAGUGCCAGGUUUCUACUCUUGGAGAAAUCAUCAGGAGGGUUCCUGGUUCAUUCAAGCUUUGUGUAUAGUCUUAGAGAACUAUGGCUCCAAAAUGGAACUUCUGCACAUGCUCACUCAGGUGAACCGUAUGGUGACCUACGAGUUUGAGUCGUGUUCGGAUGAGGAGUUCACUGAUGACGUCAAACAGAUGCCUUGUAUUGUGUCCAUGCUCACCAGAUAUGUUUACUUCCGGCCAAAGAAACCGGAUAUCCGGGACUAAUUAUGUUUUAUGUUGUAAGGCUAUGAAAAAUAAAAAAUGGGUAUAACCAAGUGAAAAUGGAGUUACUACAUGUACAUACCACGGACAGAAAGUAGUCUACAAUUUUAGUAAAAGGAAAAGCCAUUAAAAUAACUAAAAAGUUGAUAUUAAUACUGUCUGAAGAACACCUGAUAUAGAAAAAAUCAUAAUAAAGCUUUGCUUUACAACAGAUCCCCACGAGCUUCUAAAUUAUAAAAAUGGAAGUUUUCA
Molecule: messenger RNA, 1692 nt
Organism: Saccostrea cuccullata (small rock oyster)
Lineage: Eukaryota; Metazoa; Mollusca; Bivalvia; Ostreida; Ostreidae
Product: caspase-7-like
Exons: 5
Coding region: 517-1443 (308 amino acids)
Biological process (GO): positive regulation of neuron apoptotic process; apoptotic process; proteolysis
Cellular component (GO): cytoplasm
Source: RefSeq, a predicted model, not a curated record